CUCGUCUCGUAUGUUUGUGAACGUUCAGAUUUUUUUCUCAUUUUUCGUCAGUGAACUUGAUCUUUAUUUGAAACUGUUUGAGUGAAGGUUUAAGGGAGCUGAAGCACCACCAUGAGCCAAGCCAGGACCUUGCCAAUGUUCUCCACCUGUAAGCUGCUUUUCUUUUUGACUGUCAUCUCAACCAAGUUUCCAUAUUUAGUAGCAGGAGGCUCUACUCUGACUCUCAAGUCCAACCACACAGUCACCAACCACACCAAAUGUGGUGGGAGCACUGACUGCAUAGAGGGCGUUAUCCUGCCUGUAUGGAAGCCAGAAAACCCAGCCUUCACAGACCGCCUCGCCAGAGCUACCAUUUACUUUGUGGGUUUAGCAUACAUGUUCUUAGGUGUCUCCAUCAUCGCUGACCGCUUCAUGGCAUCCAUUGAAGUCAUCACUUCCCAGGAGAGACAGAUCACCAUCAAGAAGCCAAAUGGUGAGAAAAUCACCACGACGGUACGCAUCUGGAACGAGACGGUGUCUAACCUGACCCUGAUGGCACUAGGUUCGUCCGCCCCAGAAAUCCUCCUCUCAGUGGUGGAGGUUUGUGGUCACAACUUCAACGCCGGUGAGCUGGGACCUAAUACCAUCGUAGGAAGUGCCGCCUUCAACAUGUUUGUCAUCAUCGGCCUCUGUGUGUCUGUCAUCCCUGAGGGAGAGACCAGAAAGGUGAAGCACUUGCGGGUGUUCUUUGUCACUGCUACCUGGAGCGUCUUUGCUUACAUCUGGCUUUAUCUGAUCCUGGCUGUCUUUUCUCCAGGUGUUGUGGAAAUAUGGGAGGGCCUUCUCACACUCUUCUUCUUCCCACUUUGUGUUGGAUUCGCUUAUGUAGCGGACCGCAGACUUCUUUUCUACAAAUACAUGUACAAGCGAUACAGAGCAGGGAAGCAGAAAGGAGUGAUAAUUGAAACUGAGGGAGAACCAGAACUUCCCUCAAAGGUUGACAUUGAAAUGGAUGGAAAAAUGCUCAACUCUCAUGGAGAGGAGUUCAUGGAUGGAGAGGCAGGAUUUGAAGUGAAGGAGUUGGACGAGGAGGAGGCCCGCAGGGAGGUGGCAAGGAUCCUGAAAGAACUGAAACAGAAACAUCCAGAGAAGGAGAUGGAGCAGUUGAUGGAGGUUGCAAAUUACCAAGUUUUGACCCAGCAACAGAAGAGUCGGGCUUUCUAUCGCUGUCAAGCGACCAGGAUCAUGACUGGAGCAGGUAACAUCCUGAAGAAGCAUGCCGCUGACCAAGCCAAGAGAGCCACCCAUGAUAUCUUCUCCGAGAUGUCGCUGAAUGACUUCUCUUCUAAGGUGUUCUUUGACCCUGGUACUUACCAGUGUUUGGAGAACUGUGGUAGUGUAGCCCUGAAUGUGGUCCGUCGUGGUGGAGACCUGACCAACACAGUCUCUGUGGACUACCGGACUGAAGAUGGCACUGCAAACGCUGGCUCAGAUUAUCAGUUCACAGAGGGAACUGUUGUGUUUAAGCCAGGUGAGACGGAAAAAGAAAUCCGCAUUGACAUUAUUGAUGAUGACAUCUUUGAGGAAGAUGAGCAUUUCCUGGUUCACCUCAGUAAUGUCAGAGUCAUCUCUGAGGGUGCCCGUUCAAACAGCCAUGAGGCAAACCACGUGGACACCCUUGCAGGUUUGGGUUUGCCAUGCACAGCGACCGUUACUAUAUUUGAUGAUGACCAUGCUGGGAUCUUUACAUUUGAGGAGCCGGUGAUGACCAUAAGCGAGAGCAUCGGCAUGAUGGAAGUGAAGGUGAUGCGGACCUCAGGAGCACGUGGUGUUGUGGUGGUGCCCUACAAAACGAUAGAGGGGACUGCUAAAGGAGGUGGCGAGGACUUUGAGGAUACACAUGGCGUUCUGGAGUUUGAGAACGAUGAGAUUUUCAAAACGAUUCGGAUAAAUAUAAUCGAUGACGAAGAAUACGAGAAGAACAAGAACUUCUUCCUGGAGAUCGGAGAGCCUCGGCUGCUGGAGAUGAGUGAGAAGAAAGCUGUGUUGCUUCAGGAAGUUGGUGGAUUCGUUAAGACAGACAAACUGCUGUGUGGCAGAGACAUCUACAGGAAGGUCCAGGGACGAGACCACCCCGCUCCCACCACCAUCAUCACCAUCACAGAGGAAGAUGCUGAGGAGCCUUUGACUAAGAAGGAAGAGGAAGAGAGGAGGAUUGCAGAGAUGGGCAGGCCAAUGCUGGGCGAACACGUCAAACUGGAGGUCAUCAUCGAGGAGUCGUAUGAGUUCAAGAGCACAGUAGAUAAACUCAUUAAGAAGACCAACCUGGCUCUGCUGAUUGGGACCAACAGUUGGAGAGAGCAGUUUGUGGAGGCCAUCACAGUCAGCUCAGGCGAUGACGAUGAUGAAUGUGGCGAGGAGACGCUGCCCUCUUGUUUUGACUAUGUCAUGCAUUUCCUCACCGUCUUUUGGAAGCUUCUGUUUGCCUUCGUUCCUCCAACAGACUACUGGAAUGGUUGGGCCUGCUUCGUUGUCUCCAUCACCGUCAUAGGCAUGUUGACUGCAGUGAUCGGAGACCUGGCGUCGCAUUUCGGCUGCACCGUGGGCCUCAAAGACUCAGUCACUGCUGUGGUGUUCGUCGCUUUGGGCACUUCUGUACCAGACACCUUUGCCAGUAAGGUGGCAGCUAUCCAGGACCAAUAUGCUGACGCCUCCAUUGGCAAUGUGACGGGGAGCAACGCUGUCAACGUCUUCCUGGGUAUCGGUGUGGCCUGGUCCAUUGCUGCUGUCUACCACUACACCCAAGGUCAGGAGUUCAGGGUCAGCCCUGGCACACUGGCCUUCUCUGUCACACUCUUCACCAUCUUCGCCUUUAUCUGCAUUGCUGUCCUCAUCUACCGCCGCCGACCUGAGAUUGGCGGGGAGCUAGGAGGACCCAGAAUCCCGAAGAUCCUCACCACUUGCUUGUUCUUUAGCCUAUGGUUACUGUACAUCGUCAUCUCCUCCCUGGAAGCCUACUGCCAUGUAAAGGGCUUCUAACAGUUCUACUCCAGACCCUUUACAGGAGGUUCCUGCAUAUUCCACUGUGUGAUUUAUCAAAAAGUUUGCUGCAUAUCUAAAGGUUGUACUAGGUGUUGGCAUUGAUGGAUUCCUAAUGGUUCUGUUCACAUUUUUGUGAUAUAACAGAUUUCUUUACAGGAAUAAAUGAAAUAAAGUAAAAUGAAAUAAAUUAAAUCUUUUAAAGGUUUCUAAAGGUGCCCUAAAGGUUUAUACAGCUUCUUGAGAUUUCAGGUGGAUUUUAUAAGAGUUUCUAUAGUUUUGAAUAAAUGUCUUGUGACUUAGAGGCUUCCAUAAUUUGUUACUUGUCUGAAAGUUUAGAUUGAUGUUUAACAUUUCAGCAGGCUCCUAACAACUGUUGGAUUCUAAAGAUUUUCGUAGAUAUUUACAACAGUUUUCUCAAAUCCCUUCAAGCUUGGAUGAGCUCCUGGUAGCUUUCUUGAAGAUCUGACAACUUACUUUUUAAAGGUCUCUAUAUAUUGUAGUUCUUCCGUUUAUCUGAAUUGCAUGGCAAUUUCUGAUUGUUUUCUGAAGAUAAAUGGUUCUGCUGUGUCCCUAUAAAUUGUUCUCCAUUCAGUUCGAUGUGUUUGGAUGAACAGAUGGUUGUCUAGGGCCAGGUUCCUGUGGCUCAUCACUCUAAAAGCUGUGACAGGUUCCUAACAGCUGAUGGAAUUGUAAAGAUUUUGAUGCAACUGUUCUGGUAGAUUUCAUCAUCAUAAUUUCAUCUUCUGACAGUUUUGUUUGUUUUUUUCACACAUCUCUGAAUAUCAUAGUUCUUUCAGGUUCUGCUAAAUGUAUUGAGGUUUCCCAUGUGAUGUCAUGUCAUGUUAGAUGUGAUACAACCACUGGUUGCAAGGUCAAAAUCUAUUUUUCAACUGGUUGGUUGUUUUCCAGUUGGCGGUGGUUCCUGGAGGUUGCUGGCUCUCCCCCAGGUGAAAUCGGUUGCAUAGAAAGUGCUGCAGCAAAAACCUCAGUGAGUGCUUUGGUUGCUGGCAGAUUGCCACCAGGUUGCCUGUAGUUUCUCGUGCUUGCCUGCAAAUACUACUGCAAAUAAUACUGCAAAUAACUGCUAGCCGAGCAGUAGUAAAACUUCUCUUGAAAUGCAAUUCAGAGUAAAAGUUGUACGUUAGUGUUGUAGCCACUAUUUUUCAAAAGGUGUGAUUUUUUUUUACUAUGAAGGCAAAUAGUCUCCAUCUCUGGUUUGAGUUGCACUUUUCACAGUUUUCCUUCUGCUCGGAGAGUAGCUGGAUGGUGUAGAUAAGUCUGUCGCUUCCAUUCAACCUACAACCACAGGAAUGAGCUAGCAACCAAAGCAACUGCCAUCAACCACUUGCAAUCAGUUGAGGACAUUUUUUUUUAUGUCAUUUUUUCCUCAUGACCAGUCACAGCCACCCUCUAGGCCUUUGUAACAGGAGCAUGAUUGUCACAAGUCCAAAAUGGUGGACAAGUUAGCAUCAUGCAAAACCUCAAUAAGAGGUUUGUAAAGGUUCCAAAAGUUCCCGAUGGACUCCAACUUCUCUUCUGGCGUGAUGGAUUUCUAAAGGUUCUAGUGGGGACCCUGAGAACUGAAACUUCUGUUUGACUGAAUCUGGUGUCCAUAUUCGACUGUUCUGCCUGCUGAGCACUGGUGACUGUCUUCAUUCACACGUACCUCCUGACCAUGCAAAAACUUUUUACCUGUAUGAUUACUUCAUCUGAACCUUUCAGCGAUGUAUAAUGAAAACUAUUUAAUUUUAACAUGCAUGAACUUUAAAACCUCACCAUGAGUAGCUUUAGUGAUUAAGGAGAACCAACAGGACUGAGAGGGUAGUGUUGCACCUACAUGAUUAUCUGCACUGAGUUUGAAUUAGGAGAGUUUAAUCAGAGACGCUGUGAACUCUUUAAAGCAGCUGGUUCAAGCUGGACCUGAGCUGCUGUUUCGGUGGAGUCAAACAUUAAUUCUUGAGUGAGAUCUCAUAGACUGAUGACAGAAAGCUAUUAACAGAAAGCUGUUAACAAGGAUGAAAUUCUGUCAUGUGAUCGGUCAUUUGGAUGAUGUAAAAUGUUUCUUCAGAAUGCAGUGUAUUUUCUU
This is a messenger RNA of Archocentrus centrarchus (flier cichlid), 5107 nucleotides long. Its product is annotated as sodium/calcium exchanger 1-like. The transcript is spliced from 11 exons. Lineage: Eukaryota; Metazoa; Chordata; Actinopteri; Cichliformes; Cichlidae. Gene Ontology annotation, biological process: cell communication; calcium ion import across plasma membrane; sodium ion transmembrane transport. Gene Ontology annotation, cellular component: axon; sarcolemma; postsynapse. The record is from RefSeq and is a predicted model, not a curated record. The coding region runs from base 112 to 3018 and encodes 968 amino acids. Gene Ontology annotation, molecular function: calcium:sodium antiporter activity.